Molecule: messenger RNA, 1424 nt
Organism: Mobula hypostoma (lesser devil ray)
Lineage: Eukaryota; Metazoa; Chordata; Chondrichthyes; Myliobatiformes; Myliobatidae
Product: ciliary microtubule inner protein 1-like
Exons: 4
Coding region: 322-780 (152 amino acids)
Source: RefSeq, a predicted model, not a curated record
GCAGAGUCCCAGUUGAAGGUGACGCAUUAUGCAGAUGAAGUUCGGUUUUUAUAACUCAAGUGGCUGACAUCUGAAUCCUGAUGCAAAGUAAUUAACCAGUGGACCCUGGAUGACUUAGUGUGCAACAAGUUGGCUCUCGUUCAUGAAUUACCAUGUAAAUGAGCUGUGUGCACACAAUGGGCAUGGCCAAGCUCCAUUUUACACAACAGCAACUUCACCGCUCAUUAAUCCAAGUAACCUUUGCAAUUUAGCAAUUGUUCGAAAGGCGUUUCGAAAAGCAGUAGUGUCACUUGAUUAACUGCAGCAUGGCGUGAAGAAAAGAUGUACUUAUCUUGCGCUUUCACAACUUUAGGGCUACACAGCCAUGAAGGAUCUCACAACGUUACCCUGGACUAUAGAAGAGACUGCCAAUUGACCCACAGUGAUGAUCGAGUAACUGAGAGGACAAACUUACUCAAAUCGGAGACAGAGGCAGCCAAGAAAUGGGCCAACAGAUGGGGAUUUCUGGUGACCCAGCGCAAUCAGAUUGAGGCUGAACAGGAGAAACUGAGAAAUAAAUGCAGACUGCUUACUCCCGAACACCUGAAAGUUCGCCCUGCAUCUCCAGUCAGCAAGUACAUCCAGGUGGCUCCAUCUCCUGCCGUACCAAAGACGACACAAGGUUUGAUAGGCUGGAGGUCCGGGGUAGCAGGAUUAGAGCUGGAGCGAUAUGGAAGCUCCCGGCAAGGAAAAUGGAGCUUUCUCCAUCAAAUGAAAUGGCCAGAAGACAGUAUUGACUGACAGUUCCUCAGUGAGAUCAUUUUCACCAUCAGUCAAACUGAUGUGAAAGCUCAGCAAUGCUGGUUUUAACUUCGGCUUUGUCACCACUCUAGGUUGUCCCUAUGGUUUUAAGAUUCUUUUGUUUGAGAAUACCUUUUCAUAAGAUUUAUAAAGCAUAUGGAAAUAUAUGAAAGAGAAAUAUUUUCCACCAUAUGUUUUUUUCUCUUCCUCCUAUCUCCUCCUAUAAACUCCUAUCGCAGAGAAAUGAAUCACUUUCAAUUUUUGGCCAGUAACACUGAGAUACAAUAAUGUUUACUGAAUUAACUAAUAUAAUGCUGACUGAAUUAGAAUAAAGGAGCAUGGAGACCUUUCACAGUCAGUGAGGGCUUUUUAAUCAUUCAGAUCAAUUGACAGUCAAACACUACGAGAAUUGCUUAAUAUUUGUAUGGCAUUACGUCACUUAGAAAGUGUAGUUCAACUUCACAAUAAAUUGCUCUUCUACAAAAGUGAUUUCUUCUGUGCCUUCGUUACUCAUUGUACUUUGGAAUUCAUCCUGCCUUUUUCCCCUUUUUGCUGUGGUCGUUGUUAUUAGUGAGAAAGGCUGCUGUUGGGAACUCCAGGCUAUUGAGGGUGACGCCUUCUUGUGUGCACAUCAGCACUUUGCA